Molecule: messenger RNA, 1768 nt
Organism: Coccomyxa subellipsoidea C-169
Lineage: Eukaryota; Viridiplantae; Chlorophyta; Trebouxiophyceae; Coccomyxaceae
Product: WD40 repeat-like protein
Exons: 11
Coding region: 248-1768 (506 amino acids)
Biological process (GO): positive regulation of transcription by RNA polymerase I; rRNA processing
Cellular component (GO): nucleolus
Molecular function (GO): protein binding
Source: RefSeq, a predicted model, not a curated record
UGGAGAACAGCGGGAAGCCAGGGGACCUGCGCGUCAGUGAGGUGUAUGCUGGGGACCCCGCUGUCAAGGGCAGCAUCUUUGUGCAUGAGCGAGCGUGACGCCCCGAUUUUAGAUCGGUAGAAUACCGCCGGGAGGCCAGAGCCUUUCAGCCAACCAGUCUUUUGAUCAUGAUGGUGAAUGUGACUUUAAGUUGUCAGCCUGACAACUGAGUACUGAGUGUAGCACCACCGUCCAGAGAACCCCCUGAAUGUACAAUUUAUGUACGGCAUUGGUGGCCAGACAUCAGAGAUCGCAGACAAGGUUGCCGAUCAUGAGUGGGAAGAGGGACGGCCGCUUUGCAGCUUCUGUUGGUGCUGUCACAUGCAUAGACUUCAGCCCAGUGUACCCAUACAAUUAUGCAGUCACUGCCUCCACGCGAGUGAUCAUCUACGAUGCGCACACUCGCAAGCCCAUCACAACCCUGUCCCGCUUCAAAGACAAAGCCUACUCAGGGACCUUCAGGAUCGAUGGCAAGCUGCUGGUUGCUGGUGGGGAGAAUGGCUUUGUGUUUGACCCGAAGAGCCAGACCUUGCUGCGGCAGCUGAAGGGGCAUGAGCGGCCGGUGCACACCACCCGCUUUUCUCCCUCAAAGAUGCACGUGCUGUCAGGGUCAGACGACGCUACGGUGAGGUGGUGGGAUGUCACAGCGGGCGAGCAGGUGUUCAGGCUGGAGGGCCACACAGACUAUGUUCGCUCGUCUGCCUGCAGCCCUUCCUCUCCUGACACCUGGGCCACAGGUGAUCACCCUUGCACGAUGACUCUGGAUCAUGGCGCGCCUGUUGAGGCGACAGUCUUUCUGCCUGGUGGCAGCCUGCUCGCAACCGCCGGUGGCACAGAGAUAAGGAUAUGGAGCAUGCUGGCAGGCGGGCGGCUGCUGGCGCGUUUGGCCAAUCACCAGAAGACAGUCACCAGCCUCGCCGUGGCGCAAUCGGCCGGGCCCGCCGCCGUCUCUGCACCACGCCUCAUCUCUGGCUCGCUGGACGCCCACGUGAAGGUGUACGAGCUGGAUGCGUUCAAGGUGACGCAUGUGUCAAAGUACCCGGCGCCCGUGAUGAGCGUUGCCAUCUCGGCCAAUGCUGCGCUGCUGGCAGUCGGCAUGGCGGACGGGCAGCUCUCCGUGCGCAAGCACUCCCACAACAAGGGCCCUGCCGGAGGCGGCCCAGCUAAGGCAAAGAAGGUGUGGAAGUCCACGUUGACGGCGGCGUCUUAUAGGUAUUUUGUGCGCGGCACCACCGAGAAGCCGUCAAAGGACGACGUGAGGAUUUCGCAGCCGGGCAUGCGCCGCCUGGCGCCCUAUGACCACAUGCUCCGUCACUUCCAGCGCGUCCCCUGUCCAUCUGUCCCGUACCGGGCUGCGCUGGAUGCGGCGCUGGCGACAGAGCAGGUUGAGGUGGUGGCCAACCUGUUGGAAGAGCUGGCUGCGCGCUCCGGCCUCUUCGCCGCGCUAGGUGGGAGGGACGCGCAGGGGCUGCUGCCGCUGCUGACUCACCUGGUCAAGCACCUGUCGGACCCGCGCCACUCCGACCUCUUCAUCGGCAUUGCCAACCGCCUCCUGGACAUCUAUGCCCCUGCGCUGGGCGUGAGUGAGGAGGUGGAUGCAAAGCUGCGGCUUCUGAGGGAGAGGGUGACGCUAGAAGCCAAGCUGCAGGCGUCCCUGGUGCAGCUGCAGGGAACACUAGACCCCAUCCUCCACGCAGCGCUCAACCAGCAGCCGCUGACUGAGGAGUAG